AUGUCAGAACAUCAGUCAGACGUCCUGUUGUUUCAUUCAAUAAAUUCAAAUAUACAAACGAAGAUUCAUCGAACAAAAAUUUUCUUAAAACUUUUAUCUAAUGGACAUAUAUUUGUUGAUUGGAGUGAUUUACCAAAACAUAAAACAAUUCGACAAUAUGUUAUACAUUAUAAAAGUUUAAAUAAUAAUCAAAGUUAUGCUAUACGUGUAUCACGUAACAAACGAACCGCUGUUUUAGAAAAAAUUGAAUCAGGACAUUUAUAUGAAAUACAUGUAUGUACUGUUGAUGAAUCAAAUCGAAUAUUAACUUCAAGUGAAUGUGUACAAAUACAAACGAUUGAAAUGAAUGAUGCACCAAGACUUCGUGUGAGUAAAUCAACACCAGACUUCAUUAUACUUGAAUGGGAAAAAUCUGAUAAUGUUAAAUUAUCUGAUAUUGAAUCAUAUAAAUUAAUAAUAAAUGAUGAAGCUAAAGUUAUGUUACCAUCAACAGAAAAUACAUAUGUUGUUAAUGAUGGUAAAUUUGGAAAAAGAUAUAUUUUUCGAUUAGAAAUGACUCGAAAAGAUAAGAAAGUAAUUUCAUCACCUUCAGUUAAAUUUAAGUGGCCUGGAGUAACUAUACCAAAACUUCAUGCUUUUGUAAAUGGUAAUGAUGAAUUAAUUAUUUGUUGGGGAGAUUCAACAUCGAUCAAUGAUGGAAAUAUUGAAUCUUAUACGCUUCAUUUGUAUGAUUCUGAAGGUCGUUUAUUAAAUCAGAUUGGACCAAAUUCUGCUGAAUGUCGUCAAGUAUGGAUAAGAGAUAUGAUAAAAGGUGUUUAUUUUUAUGUUCUGGAAAUACACCUUACUAAUUCAAAUAAAUCACUUCAUACAAAACCUAAGAAAAUUGAAUGUGGAAGAGAAUCUAGUAUACCAAUAUUAACAUGUGAUUAUAGUGAUGAAAAUAAUCAAAAACAAUUAGUUAAUAUGGCUUAUCAUUUAAUUAAUAUUCGUUAUAAUAUGAAAUCAAAACGUUUGUUUGAAAAAUGUGAAAAUCAACUUAAACAAGUACUUUCAACUUUAAAUAAUUUCACAGAUUCUCUUCAUCUUAAAUUAUCUAUUGAAUCAAAAUCAUAUGAUAAUAUUCCAAAAAGUUAUUAUUUAAUUAUUGAUGGUCGAGAAAAUCCAGCACCUAUACCUAAUUUUAUUAAAGAUUUUCCAUUAGAAUUACCUCGACGAGAUAAACCUUAUGCAAUAGCUGUUUCAGUAGCACCAGCUUUAUUUGGAACAAAAUCAAAAACAGUUUUAGUUGAAACACCUAAUCAAUUUUCAUUCUUUUGUACUCAUUUUCAUCAACAACGAUCUAUUAAAAGUUGUUCAUAUAUGGAAACAUUAUCAUAUGAAAAACAAGUACAACGACCAAUACAUCAAGGUCUUAUAAAAUCUCCCAAAAUGAUGACUACUAUUCAAGUUUAUGAUUUAAAUAAAAAUCAAAUAAUUUCAUUACCAUUAUCAAUCCAAACAUCUCGAUUAAGUAUAAUUUUAUUUUAUAUAAAUGAAUGUAUACCAUCAAAAAUGCAUCUUAAUUAUUUUUCUAAUUAUGCUUUAUCUCAUAAUGGACAAUAUAAUUUUAUAUCAAUUAAUUGUAAUCAAAAUGAUAUUGAUGAUUUAAUAACUUUAACUAAAAAUUUAACAAAUAUUCAAUGUUAUACUGAUUUUUCAUCAGAAGAUUUUCGAUAUGAACAAAAUAAAAAUGAAAAACCAUUACAUGAAUUAUUAUCAAUUGAUGGUGUACCUUCAUAUUUUAUCUUAGAUUUUUCAGGUAAAUUAAUUGAAAUUCAAUAUACAAAUAUCGCAUCACAUUGUACAUAUUUAGGUCAUAUUGUUUGGAGAGGACGUUUAUGUACUCCAAAUCAAUUAAAAUAUGAUGAAGCUAUGGAUCAUAUAAUUUCUGGAGUUAAUAAAUUUCAAUGUUCAACAAAAAAUUGUGAACUUUGUUACUAUUAUUCAAUGAAUGAUACUUCUAUUGAUUUAGAAUUAAAUAAUGCAGCAAGAAAUCUUCAAUCAAUUAUGCAACAACAAUCAGAACAAAAUGCAUAUAAACAAUUAGAAAAAGGAAAAUAUAAUCGAACACGACGAAUUAUAUCGAUGAAAAAUAAAUCAAUUAAAAUGAAUGAUACUGAAUAG
Molecule: messenger RNA, 2163 nt
Organism: Rotaria sp. Silwood1
Lineage: Eukaryota; Metazoa; Rotifera; Eurotatoria; Philodinida; Philodinidae
Source: the annotation of a GenBank genome assembly